Molecule: messenger RNA, 332 nt
Organism: Staurois parvus
Lineage: Eukaryota; Metazoa; Chordata; Amphibia; Anura; Ranidae
Source: the annotation of a GenBank genome assembly
GCUCUAAUGCAGGGGUGGGCAACUGUGGCCCUCCAGCUGUUGGUGAACUACAAGUCCCAUCAUGCCUCUGCCUUUGGGAGCCAUGCUUGUAACUGUCAGUUUUGCAAUGCCUCAUGGGACUUGUAGUUCUACAACAGCUAGAGGGCCACAGUUGCCCACCCCUGCUCUAAUGCAGGGGUGGGCAACUGUGGCCCUCCAGCUGUUGGUGAACUACAAGUCCCAUCAUGCCUCUGCCUUUGGGAGCCAUGCUUGUAACUGUCAGUUUUGCAAUGCCUCAUGGGACUUGUAGUUCUACAACAGCUAGAGGGCCACAGUUGCCCACCCCUGGUCUA